AUGAUGAAUCCGGAUUACAUUGGUCCAUUGAAGGAUAUUAGACAGGCGGCUGUAGAAGAAUUAAAAUCUGCAAAUGACAGUCAACAUUGGUUUUGCGGUGGCGACAGAAGUAUUGGAAUUGCAGUUGAGUUAAUUAAAAAUUUUAAGAUUAUAGCCGUACCAACAGAUACUAUUUUCGGCUUGACAGGACUUGCUCAAAAUUCAAGUACUGUUCAGAAGCUAAACGCCAUAAAACGUCGAGAUGAAAAUAAAUUUCUCUCCAUUUGCGUCAGUGAUAUUUCGGAAAUAAAUACAUGGGGUGAAGCUUCUCAUUUAUCAAUAGAUCUUUUGGAAAAACUUUUACCUGGUCCCGUGACAAUUGUUCUAAAGCGAACCGAUAAUUUAAAUCCGGAACUGAAUCCAGGUAUUUCAACCAUUGGUAUACGAAUACCCGAUUCGGAUUUUUUACGAUGUGUCAUUAAAUAUAUUGGAGAACCGUUAGCACUUACAAGUGCGAAUGAAAGUAAUUGUCCGAGUACUCUACAUCCAGAUGAAUUUAAAAGUUUGUGGCCUUAUCUGGGUGGUAUUUUUCAUGAUAAUGCCAACAAUACAAUCUUGAGGGAUAAGAGAAAACUUGGAUCUACUAUAGUUGACUUAAGUGAACCAGGAUGUUAUAAACUUAUUCGACCAGGCAUGGCGUGCAGUGAAACUACUCAAUGUUUACUUAGUUUUGGUUUGAAGAGAAUAAAAGAAAGACGUAGUGAUAAAAAGAAAAAUGAAGAGGCACAAGUACAAGCUGUUGUUGGAUUUUAACUUUUUUAUUUCCUUUAUAUACAAAAUUAUGUUAUGAGAGUGUUAUUUAAUAAAACUUUUUGAAAUAUAAA
This is a messenger RNA of Leptopilina heterotoma, 863 nucleotides long. RefSeq names its product yrdC domain-containing protein, mitochondrial (gene Tcs1). The record is from RefSeq and is a predicted model, not a curated record. Gene Ontology annotation, cellular component: cytoplasm. The transcript has a single exon. Lineage: Eukaryota; Metazoa; Arthropoda; Insecta; Hymenoptera; Figitidae. Gene Ontology annotation, molecular function: nucleotidyltransferase activity; double-stranded RNA binding; tRNA binding. Bases 1 to 792 code for a protein of 263 amino acids. Gene Ontology annotation, biological process: regulation of translational fidelity.